Messenger RNA from Aureobasidium melanogenum CBS 110374, 2685 nucleotides. RefSeq lists its product as uncharacterized. The record is from RefSeq and is a predicted model, not a curated record. The transcript has a single exon. Gene Ontology annotation, biological process: glucan catabolic process. Gene Ontology annotation, molecular function: beta-glucosidase activity. The coding region runs from base 1 to 2685 and encodes 894 amino acids. NCBI's taxonomy places the organism in Eukaryota, Fungi, Ascomycota, Dothideomycetes, Dothideales, Saccotheciaceae.
AUGUGCUGCAUGAUGGUCCUGCUCUUCACUGCUGCUCUGGUUCUGCUGUUGAGCGCUGGGGGCAUCUGGGUUUACAAGACUGAGCCUGAGGGCGGCAAGAGUGAUCCUUGGUACCCUUCACCAAGAGGAGGUACCGUUGCUGCUUGGGAAGAGGCGUACAAGAAGGCUGCUGCCCUGGUCUCUCAGAUGUCUGUCGUCGAGAAAGUAAACAUCACCACUGGCACUGGCUGGGAAAUGGGCAUGUGCGUGGGAAACACUGGUCCUGUCGAACGAUUGGGCUUCCCUUCGCUCUGCUUGCAGGACGGUCCCCUUGGUCUCAGGUUCGCCGAUAACAUCACUGCCUUCCCUGCUGGCAUCACCCUCGGAUCCACCUGGAACAAGGAAUUGAUCUAUCUCAAGGGUCGUGCCCAUGGCCGUGAAGCUUACGGCAAAGGUGUUCACAUCGUGCUUGGUCCAAGCAUGGGUCCUUUCGGUCGUUUACCCGCUGGCGGCAGAAACUGGGAGGGCUUUGGUUCAGAUCCUGUUCUACAAGGUCUCGCUUCUGCUGCCAUGAUCCGCGGUAUCCAAGAAGAGGGCAUUAUCGCGACAGCAAAACACUACAUUGCCAACGAGCAGGAGCACUUCCGCCAAAGCUGGGAAUGGGGCACUCCCAACGCCAUCAGCAGCAACAUUGACGAUAGAACUCUGCACGAGAUCUACGCUUGGCCAUUUGCCGAGAGUGUCAAGGCUGGUGUUGGCAGCGUCAUGUGUUCGUACAAUCAGGUCAAUUCGAGUUACGCUUGCCAGAACAGCAAGCUGCUCAACGGCAUUCUCAAGGACGAAAUGGGCUUCCAAGGCUUCGUGCAGAGUGACUGGCUCGCUCAGAGAAGUGGUGUUGCUUCUGCUCUCGCUGGUCUUGACAUGAGCAUGCCCGGUGAUGGUCUCCGCUGGGUGGACGGUCAAUCUUUAUGGGGUGGUGAACUGACUAAGGCCGUGUUCAACGGCAGUGUCCCUAUGGAGCGCCUCAACGAUAUGGUCUUGCGUGUUGUCGCUGCUUGGUACCAAUUUGGUCAAGACGACAAGUCGAAGUGGCCUGCCGAGAAGGACGGUGGCGGUCCAAACUUCUCGUCAUGGACUAACGAUGAGAUCGGCUUAUUGCAUCCUGGAAGCAACGACACUACCAAGGGAGUCGUCAAUAAAUUUGUCAACGUCCAAGGCGAAGGACAAGAUGCUCACAGCAAACUUGCUCGCCAGAUUGCCGCCGAGGGCACUGUUUUGCUGAAGAAUGAUGACCAUGUUCUUCCCCUGAACCGCGAUGGCAAGAAGAUGACCAAGAAUGGCGACAAGCUCCGCGUCGCUAUCUUUGGUGAAGAUGCUUUCAACAAUGGCAAAGGACCCAACGCCUGCCCAGACCGUGCUUGCAACGAAGGAACUCUUGCCCAAGGUUGGGGAUCUGGCACAGUCGAAUUCCCUUACCUUGUUUCUCCUGCUGAUGGAAUCCACCUCGGAUUCGAUGCAGAGAGCGUCACUCUUUCAGACUACCCUUCAAACUACCAAGACUUGGACAAGCAUUCUUCGCGUGCGACCGAUCAGGAUCUGUGUUUUGUCAUGAUCAACAGCGAUGGUGGAGAAGGUUAUGUUGCUUGGAAAGACAUCAAGGGUGACCGUAACGAUCUUUACGCUCAGAAGGGUGGUGACGAACUGGUUCAAAAGGUCGCAGCUAAGUGUGGCGGUCCCACAAUUGUCGUCGUCCACGCCGUUGGUCCCGUCAUUCUAGAGAAGUGGAUUGAUCUACCUGGAGUAAAGUCUGUGUUGUACGCCAACUUGCCAGGACAAGAAAGUGGCAGUUCUUUGGCUUCCAUCAUUUUUGGAGACGUCAAUCCCUCAGGUCGCCUACCAUACACAAUCGCUAAGCACGAAGACGACUACGGUCCGACGAGCAAGAUUCUCUACCACCCCAACGCUGUGAUCCCUCAACAGAACUUCUCGGAAGGCUUGUACGUUGACUACCGCUACUUUGACAAGCACAACAUUGAGCCACGCUACGAGUUCGGCUAUGGUCUUUCAUACACGACCUUCCACCUCAGCAGCCUUUUCAUCCACCCCGUGGCUACUGAAUUUGCUACUCUUCCCGCCAAGCGCCCUGAAGCGCUUAAACCUCCACACAUGGACGUGUCUAUCCCCGAUGCACGCACAGCACUCUGGCCUGAAAACUUCAUCGCACUCAAGAAAUACAUCUACCCCUACAUCAAGUCCGUGGAUGAAAUCAAGACUGGCAAAUACCCUUACCCCAAAGGUUAUGAGAUCGCUCAAUCACCCUCACCAGCAGGUGGAGCAGAAGGCGGAAACCCUGAUCUUUACACCCCCAUCGCUGUCGUCCAAGCCUCCCUCACCAACACUGGAUCCUUGCCCGGCGAUUGUGUAGUCCAACUCUACAUCUCCUACCCCUCCACACCCAUCACCGACUCCUUGGGUAAUGCAGUCGACUUCCCUGUCCGCGUGCUUCGUGCCUUUGACAAGUUGUUCGUGACUCCCGAGAAGCGGGUUGAGGUUUCUCUAGAGUUGACGAGAAAGGAUCUUUCGUUCUGGGAUGUCGGGAUUCAAAACUGGGUCUUGCCGAUGGGAGAGUUCGAGCUGCAGUUGGGUUUCUCUUCUAGAGAUAUUCAGCAGAAGGGGAAGCUUAGUACUGAGGCUUUGUUUGCUUAG